Hyphopichia burtonii NRRL Y-1933 is the source of this 1020-nucleotide messenger RNA. RefSeq names its product opsin family protein. Lineage: Eukaryota; Fungi; Ascomycota; Pichiomycetes; Serinales; Debaryomycetaceae. The transcript has a single exon. The coding region runs from base 1 to 1020 and encodes 339 amino acids. The record is from RefSeq and is a predicted model, not a curated record. Gene Ontology annotation, cellular component: plasma membrane; endoplasmic reticulum.
AUGGCUGCUAUCGAUAUUAUUAAACGUGCUGGUAAUGAAGCACUUGAGGUGAAUCCUCCCGACCCUUCAAUUGAUAUUCACUUAACUAAUCAUGGGUCCGAUUGGUUAUGGGCUGCAUUUGCUGUGUUUGCAUUAUUUGCAAUCGCUCAUGCCGUCAUUUAUGGAUUCGUAAGCUCUAAAUCAAGUGCUUUGAAAAAAUCCUUGUUGGUGGUACCCUUAUUUACAAAUGCAGUUUUGGCUUAUACUUACUUUACUUAUGCUUCUAAUUUAGGUUAUGCUUCGACCAGAACUGAAUUCAAACAUGUCUCAACCGAUAGAGAUCUUUACCGUAGACAAAUAUUCUACGUUAAAUAUAUCGGUUACUUUUUGGCUUGGCCCUUUAACUUAUUUGCAAUCACAGUGGCUACAAGCACUUUGAGAGAUAGUUCAAUUAACUCUUCCACUCGUGAAAAUUUCACCCGUUUAGUUUCUUUGAUUUCAAACUUGGCUACUAAACUUUUGGCUACAGAAAUUUUUGUGCUUGGUUUACUUAUUGGUGGAUUAAUUCAUUCUACUUAUAAAUGGGGUUAUUUCACUUUUGCUGUCACUGCUCAAUUAUUUGCAAUCACCUUGAUUUCUUUCAAUCUUUCAAGAUCUUAUCGUGCCUUGUCUGCCAAUAAACUUGCAAACUUGUUGAUUGUUUUCCAAAUCAUCGUUUGGAUCUUAUAUCCAAUUGCCUGGGGUUUAAGUGAAGGUGGUAAUAAGAUUCAGCCAGAUUCUGAAGCGGUCUUCUAUGGUAUUUUGGAUUUAAUCACUUUCGCUUUUGUUCCAACCAUUUUAACUUGGUUGAAUGUCAAAGAUGUUGAUGAAGGUUUCUUCCAUAACUGGUUUAGAUCAGGCUCCCUUUCUGAAAAACAUAUUGGUGAAAGUCCAAGAGUUUCGGGUGACACCGCUUUCUCUCCUGCUCCAGCUGCAACCAAUGAACCUGUUGCUGAACCCGAAGCUACCGCUCCAACUAAUCAACAAACUGAACCAGUCUAA